UCUCUCUCUAUUCCUUAUUAUUUUUAUAGAUUCUUAUAGUGGUUGAACUUUCAAGAAUCUUAGAUCUCAAGAUUGUAUUUUUCUUGUUUCAAUUGUUUAGUUAGUUUGUUUCUCUAAUAGGAUUGUGAAUUGAGAAUGUUUAAUGAUCUGGGGUUUGUCUAUGAUUGCAGUAUAUUUCAUUUGUUUGAUAUAUGAAUUCGAUUUGGGUUUUUCAUUUCGAUCUCUACUUAAUCAUUGCCUCUGAACUCUAUAUGUUUGUUGAUAUUUUCACUUUCUGAUAAUGGGGUUUUUUAUUAUUAUUAUUUUUUUAUGAUAGUAUUUCUUGAAUUUCAAUAGUAAAACUGUGCUAUUCUAUUGUUAAUACGGAGUAAUAUAUUGAGUUGUGGGAUCUCUGUCCUGUCAAUGAUUGUUCUUUUUUUUUUCAAUGUUCUUGGAAUAUAGUAUAAUGUUGAAGAUAAAAUAAUAAGUCUUGUUCUAUUUAUGAUUUUAUGGUUCAGAAUUCAUUUUUUUUGUUGGGAAUUUUUCAAUGUUCUUUCUAUUUAAGCUUUUUUAUUUUUCGUUUCUUGGUGAAGAUUGAUAUUUAAUAUAUAGAGUUGGUAUGGAAUUUGUGUUUUUCAUUUUUGGCAAGUAAAGUUUGUGCUAGAGUUCUUUAAAUUAAUAAUUGAUCCUAUUGUCGUUGGUUUUUUUUUUUUUUUUUUUUUUUUUUUUUUUUUUUUUUUUUUUUUUUUUUGGCAUUAGAGCUUUCUUGUAAAGUAGCCUUGUUACAAGAAUGGCUCUUUCUGGGGCUCAUAAAGAUAGAGGAGAGUUAAGGAUUCAAGAAAGUUUGGCUGAACUCAGCACCGAUUUGGCGGACUUUAUCGCAGAUUUAUCAGAGGUGUCAGUGAAAGAGCGAGGUGCUUUUGCCAUUGCUCUUUCUGGUGGUUCUCUCAUUGGCUUGAUGGGAAAACUUUGUGAAGCUCCUUAUAACAAGACUAUUGACUGGGCCAAAUGGUACAUCUUUUGGACUGAUGAACGUGUGGUGGCGAAAAAUCAUCCUGAUAGCAAUUAUAAGCUGGCAAAGGAUGGGCUUUUGUCUAAGGUACCUGUUGUUCCCAGCCAUGUACACUCUAUCAAUGAUACAGUGUCAGCAGAGGAGGCUGCUGAUGACUAUAAGUUUGUCAUCCGACAGCUUGUUAGAACCCGCAUAGUCAGUGUGUCUGAGAUAAGCGACUGUCCCAAGUUCGACCUCAUCCUUCUAGGGAUGGGUUCAGAUGGGCAUGUCGCCUCACUAUUUCCUAAUCAUUCGGUGCUUGACGAGAAGGAUGAAUGGGUGACGUUUAUCACUGAUUCCCCCGAACCUCCCCCUGAGAGGAUAACCUUCACCUUGCCUGUCAUCAAUUCGGCAUCCAAUGUGGCUGUUGUCGUGGCAGGAAGCAGCAAAGCAGAGGCAGUGCACUUGGCAAUAGAUAACGUGGGGCCUGAACAUGCAUCAUUGCCUGCAAGAAUGGUCCAGCCAACAAAAGGGAAGCUGUUGUGGUUUCUGGACAAGACAGCAGCCUCAAAACUCGACAAUUCUCCUUUUUCCCAAUAGUCCAAAUUUCUUCGCGCCAAAUUGUAUUGAAUCAAAGAGAAGGAGUUUGACAGUGGCUGUCUCUCUUCUUCCAUAGGUUCUUGUUCUUUCUUCUUCUUUUCCCUUUCAAUGUUGCGUUAAUCUCUCCUUUUUGGCCUUUUUUCCGGGGUUGGAGAAGUGUGUUCACCUUUUUUUUUUUGUUUUUUUUUGGUAAGAAGAGGUUAAUAAAUUUUUGCCUUAAUACAAAUCCUGUACUGGUUUUUUUUUUUUUUUUUUUUUU
Cornus florida is the source of this 1829-nucleotide messenger RNA. Its product is annotated as probable 6-phosphogluconolactonase 1. Gene Ontology annotation, biological process: carbohydrate metabolic process; pentose-phosphate shunt. NCBI's taxonomy places the organism in Eukaryota, Viridiplantae, Streptophyta, Magnoliopsida, Cornales, Cornaceae. The transcript has 3 exons. The record is from RefSeq and is a predicted model, not a curated record. Gene Ontology annotation, molecular function: 6-phosphogluconolactonase activity. Bases 770 to 1570 code for a protein of 266 amino acids.